Molecule: messenger RNA, 2085 nt
Organism: Parathielavia appendiculata
Lineage: Eukaryota; Fungi; Ascomycota; Sordariomycetes; Sordariales; Chaetomiaceae
Product: DUF1793-domain-containing protein
Exons: 7
Coding region: 1-2085 (694 amino acids)
Biological process (GO): carbohydrate metabolic process
Source: RefSeq, a predicted model, not a curated record
AUGCGGUUCUUGACAGCGUUGGCUGCCCUGGCCGCAAUGGUCAACAACCCCUCUCUUGCCGCUCCGGCUUUCACCCCGGACUUCACCCCGGCAAGGCCGCCGGCUGUGCCGCUGGCCGUCAGGUCACCAUACCUGAACGCCUGGCUUCAGGGCGGGUCUGGGGCUAUCCUUCCAGGUUCCUGGCCCCGGCAUUGGACCGGCAACAUUCUGGGCUGGCAAGGCUUGGUGGCUGUUGAUGGGGUGGCCUACAACUGGAUGGGCGGGGCACCGGGCCCAUCCCAUGUCACGCAGUUGUCGCUCGAGUACACGUCGACCAAGAGCAUCUUCACCUUCGACGUUGCUGGAAAAGUGACCAUGAUCGUCACCUUCCUGUCACCCGUGUACCCGGACGACAUGGCGAGGCAAUCCCAGCAGUUUUCCUACAUUUCCGUCAAGACGAGAUCUAGUGACGGGGCGCCUCACGAUGUCCAGGUCUACAUGGAUGUCUCUGGCGAAUGGGCCAGUGGCGAUGUAUUUCAGGUCGUCGAGUGGGAUACCAGCACCUCCGGCGACAUUUCUUACCACAAGUUCUACCGCAAAAACCAAGAGCAGUUCAAGGAAUCAAACGAAAUUGCCAGCUGGGGUAAUUGGUAUUUGGCAACUCGCUCCGACACAGGUUUGACUUGGCAGAUCGGGCAAGACACGGCGGUGCGAGGGCAGUUUGCAAGCAACAGGGUUCUUGCCAAUGUGAAGGAGUCAAACUACAGGCUGGUGAGCGAGCAAUGGCCGGUAUUUGCCUUCUCCCACAACCUGGGGAAGGUGGAGGGAGGCGAGGUGGAGAGGGUUCUCACACUCGGGCUUGUCCAGGAGCAAGUCAUCAACUUUGCAGGCGAGAGCGGCGAGUUGGCGCUGGUGCCAGGACUCUGGUCAUCCUACUACAAGGACGAAAUCUCGGCAGUUGUUGCUUUCUACAACGACUACGGGCAUGCCCGCGAGGUGUCUUCGGCUCUUGACCAGCGGAUCCAGACCGACUCGGAGAACGCUGCGGGAAAGGACUACGCCAUCGUCACCACACUUGCCGUCCGCCAAACCUUUGGGGCACUUCAGUAUGCGGGCACGCCGUCGAAGCCGUAUAUCUUUCUGAAGGAGAUCAGCUCGAACAGCGAUAUCCAAACUGUUGAUGUUAUCUUCCCAGCAUACCCGAUCUUCAUGUAUCUCAACGCGACGUUGGGUAGGUAUCUUCUUGAUCCGCUGUAUGAGAACCAAGAGAGCGGAGCAUAUCCCAACGACUACGCCGAACACGAUCUCGGAACCUUCCCGGUUGCUAGGGGCUAUCCCGAGGGGAACGACGAGCCAAUGCCGCUGGAGGAAUGCGGCAACAUGAUCAUCAUGACUCUGGCUUAUGCCCAGCGCACCGGCGACGUUGGCUAUCUCAAGGCUCACUACCCCAGACUGGCCCAAUGGGCGCGGUUUCUGGUGGAGGAGUCCCUAAUCCCCGCGGAUCAGCUGAGCACAGAUGACUUUGCGGGGACCUUGGUAAACCAGACCAAUUUGGCCAUCAAGGGCAUCAUCGGGCUCAAGGCCAUGUCACAGAUCGCCCAGCUCACCAACAACAAGGAUCGAUUUGGGGAAAUUGCCGACAAAUACCUUGAGGGCUGGAAAGAGUUGGGCAUCAACUCUCAAGCGAGCCCCCCUCACACAACGCUUAGUUACGGGGACAACGACAGCUAUGGCCUCCUUUACAACAUAUACGCCGACAAGCUGCUCAACCUGAACUUCAUCCCCCAGUCCAUCUAUGACAUGCAGAGCAACUUUUACCCGACGGUGGCCAACGAGUUUGGCGUGCCGCUCGACACGCGACACACCUGGACCAAGUCGGACUGGGAAAUGUUCGCAGCGGCCGUCGCGAGCGAGCCAACGCGCGACAUGUUCAUCUCCAAACUGGCGCGCUGGGUCGGGGCAACGCCGUCGGAUCGCGCUAUGACCGAUUUGUACGACUCGCAGACUGGCGGGUAUCCCGAGAAAGGGCCGUAUUUUGUCGCUAGGCCUGUCAUGGGGGGCAUGUUUGCUUUGCUGGCUCUGUCCGGCUCGGGCGGUGGAUAUUAG